AUGCCAGUAGCCUCAAGGCGUGCCUCCAGUGCGAGCUCAGCUGAACUCGGCCGCCAGCGUAAUCUCAACAGAUACUACCAGCCAUGGCUCAACACCAAGAAGUUGGGUGCCGUGCCUCCUGCCAGCAAUCUCACGGCAUUCAGUGAAGCCGGCGCCAGCCCCCGCGUCUCUCACGACACGACUUUGACCGCUCUCGCCCAGCUGGCUGCUCUGAGAUUGAACGUCAAGAGGGCCAUGGUCUCUCUGAUUGACACAACGACCCAAAUCAUUCUGGCAGAGGCCACUCAAACUCUCUCCCUGGUGGAUGAGUCCCGCCACGCUCCAGGGGACAACAUAUGGCUCGGAAACGUCUUGCUCCCUCGUCACGACUGCAUGGACGAGCACGCGCUCAGCGCCAAGACCGCUUGCGAGGAUGCGCAUGGUGAACAGGUACAAAUGUCUGGAAUGGUCGUCAAUGACACAUUUCUGGACGACCGCUUCAAGGAUCGUGUAUAUGUCACAACCAAAGAUGGUGUGAGAUUCUACGCUGGUGUUCCCAUCAUCACAAAAGAGGGUCAUUCAAUCGGCGUCUAUGGUGUAUCCGACACUCGACCGCGGCCUAAUGGUCUCACCCAUGAUGAGAUGCAGUUCAUGCAAGAUGUUGCCGAAAUUGUCGCUGAGCACCUUUCCAGGGUUUUGGAUAGCGUUGGCCGUGUUUCUGAGAGGGACUUUAUGAAAGGAAUAUCCUACUUCUUAGAAGAUCAAUCAGAAUUUAAAUAUCGCCUGAGCAAUUCAGAAUCCGACACCAAAAAGUUAGACACAGCAAAGGAUACUUCAAUACAAGCGACAGACCCUCAACCUUCACCUCCACCAUCGCGGGGCCGCUCAAAUCACCAAGGUGUUUCUUCGGUCGGUAACAUCAGGUCUGCUUCGCCUUCCAGAGUCGGGGGCAAAGAAGAGAAAUCUACCGCGGCUGGGACAAGAGCGCCUCGGUUCUCUCGAGAUAUCGGGCCCCAAGACAAAGGUGCACCAACAGGAACAGAUGACAAUACACACAGAAUAUUCGCACAGGCUUCUCAAGUGUUCUGCGACCAAGGGAAAGCUACCGGCUGCGUCUUCGUCGAUGCUUCAUCGAGCAUUUUUGCCACCUCGCCCGCGGAAGGAAGCUGCCCUCCCACCAGCAUAGACCCAGUUGGAGACCAGGAAGAUCUAGACUUUGACACCAGCGAAGACCUUUCCGACGGAUCAUCACAAUCAGCGAAUGUUUUGAACGUCACUGUGACGGCCGAAGACGACAAUAGCAAUUUCUCUCAAGGAAUCAUCAGCAGGACCCACCUCAGGAAAUGCAUUCUUCGCUACCCCUUUGGAAAAUCCUUUUAUGUGAACAAAGGCAGAAUUGUGGCGGAUCAGUUGGAUGCGGCAGGAGGGCUUGCCGGGGAAGAUGACGGAGGAGAACCAAAUUCGAAUUUGCUUACUCAGUCCCGCAAACUGCUUCCUCCAGAAGUUCUUGAGUGCAUACCGGAUGCGAAGUGGAUCAUAUUUCUGCCGCUUUUCAACUACGCUCGAAGCCAAUGGUGUGCAGCCGGCUUCAUCUGGGGCAAUGACUUCAAGAUGGGUGACCCAGACGAGGCUUUGCCAUUUUUCAAAGCCUUUGGGUGUUGUAUGAUGAGUGAGUUUGAAAGCAUGGAAGUUCUCAAUAUGAACAUUGCUAAAUCCACCUUCAUCGCCUCCGUCUCCCAUGAUCUGCGAUCCCCCCUUCACGGUAUGCUUGGCAGCUUGGAAUUCCUCGAAGACAGCAUGACUUCAGCAUAUCAGAUGAGCUUGGUCAGCUCCAUGGAAACUUGUGGAAAGACAUUACUGGACACAAUCGACCACCUCUUGGAUUAUGCCAAGAUCAAUAAUUUGAACCGAACAAGUACACCUGCAAGGAUGCUUGGGAAUCGCGACCCCUCAAAGAGCCAAAAUCACAUCGCCCUCACCAGCCAAGAGAUUUCUGGUCCCACGUGUUUCGAUUUCUCACUCUUGCUCGAAGAGGUUGUUGAGGCCGUCUUUGUCGGUCAGACGUUUCGCAAGGUUACGCUCCGAAAUCGUGAUUCCGUGGACGAGGCAAGCGCAGAGAUCAAGGCCAUGUCACUUGAUGACUCGAGCUCCGCCGAUGACCUCAUUCAUGAGGGAAGUGCCAAGUUCUCUGGUCGCGUCUGCUUAGUCCUCAACAUCGAAAAGUCGCCAACUUGGUGCGUGCAAGGCCGAGCUGGGGCACUUCGCCGAGUCAUCAUGAAUGUUGUCGGAAAUGCAAUCAAAUAUUGCAAAAAAGGCUACAUUGAGGUCUCAGCUGCAAUGGAGGCCGCUGACGUCGAGAAUACCACGAUUCGCUUCUCAGUCAAAGAUACGGGUAUUGGAAUGUCGGAGGACUUCAUGACAAAUCAUUUGUUCAAAGCAUUCUCUCAGGAGGAUUCCUUUACUCCUGGCACCGGGCUUGGGCUCUCUAUCACUGCUCAGAUCGUCGACAAUCUCGGAGGCAGAAUCAGAAUAGACAGCGAAAAGGGCGUUGGAACCCACGUGCAUGUCACUCUCCCAAUGAAAACUGCACCACCUACAUCGUGCAUUCUGGGCCACGAUGAUCUGGUUUCUGAGCUCGAAAAGCUCUCGACUGGUAAGAAGCUCUGCAUCUUGAACCCAAAACCCCCAAAGAAGCCCACUAUCCUUGAAAAGUCAGGCUCAAAGCUUGAGAGUUCCAUAACUGCUUUUUGCAGAGACUGGUUCCAUAUGACCUGUGUCCAAGACCAUGAUGUUGCCAAUCAUCCAGAUGCGCAACUCUACAUUUAUGUAGAACCUCCUCCGAUCGAGGAACUUCUCAAUAUGCACCACGAACAAGUAGCCAGGGGAGAGUCAGUCGGAAAUGCCGCACUACUCAUUAUAUGCACAAAUGCUUUUGAAGCUGCAGCUUUGCGGGCUGCCGGCGUCGAUCACUUGACCUCCCUUGGCAGAAUUGUGGAAGUUACCAGCCAACCAGUUGGCCUGCGAAAGCUGGCCAAGAUUGUGCUGCAGUGCCUCAUACGGAUAGAGAAGGCCGAACUUGCUGCCACUACUGAGAACUCUUCAAUGUCUUCACGGCAAAGUGUUGAUAUUGAAGUGCAGAAGCGCGCCGCCGAAGUCAGGUUGAAUACUCUGUCAGUCGUCGACGAUCCCCGCGCAGGCCGUGAUCGUCCCCAUCUCGAAGAGCUAAGAUGGAAAUCAGACGAGCCGCGUAGAAAGUUGACCUUUGUGGAUUCCAGUGCAGCUGGUUCGUUGCGUACUUUGGGCAGGAAAGAUGACAGCUUCGAAGAUGGCAUCGCGCAACCGGCAUCUCCCAUGGGCCAGGAUUUUAGAGACAGGACUCGCCACCUUCCUCGUGUGCUUUUGGUGGAUGACAAUGCUAUCAACCUCAAGCUUUUGGUCACAUUUGUCAAGAAGAUAAAAUUGCCAUAUGCCGAGGCAACCAAUGGCCUGGAGGCAUUCACCAAGUACAAAGAUGCCGAUGCUCCUUUUGAUUAUGUUCUCAUGGAUUUGCAAAUGCCUGUCAUGGACGGCUUCGAGGCCACGAGAAAAAUCAGAGAACUGGAGUCGGAACGUGGCAUCACCAAGCCUGUGACCAUUAUUGCAAUCACUGGAGUUGGAAACGACCGGGCUCGCGAGGAUGCCUUGGAAGCUGGAAUGUCUCGUUACUUGACGAAGCCAGUCAAGUUCAAAGAGUUGCAACAUCUUUUGAUCAGCUAA
Molecule: messenger RNA, 3735 nt
Organism: Pestalotiopsis fici W106-1
Lineage: Eukaryota; Fungi; Ascomycota; Sordariomycetes; Amphisphaeriales; Sporocadaceae
Exons: 2
Coding region: 1-3735 (1244 amino acids)
Biological process (GO): phosphorylation; phosphorelay signal transduction system
Molecular function (GO): protein binding; phosphorelay sensor kinase activity
Source: RefSeq, a predicted model, not a curated record